Molecule: messenger RNA, 1487 nt
Organism: Cariama cristata (Red-legged seriema)
Lineage: Eukaryota; Metazoa; Chordata; Aves; Cariamiformes; Cariamidae
Product: discoidin, CUB and LCCL domain-containing protein 1-like
Exons: 11
Source: RefSeq, a predicted model, not a curated record
GGUUAAGCUUCCUGUGGAAAUUGCAGGUACUUCUCCUACUGAGCAGUUGCCACCGUUUGGCUGGGGCGUUGCGUGGCCUGAUGCGUCCGUCUUCAAAGAGUUCACUGACAGCCACCGACCCAUCAGGCAGGUGUCUGAGGAUGGGCAAUGGUACUACCGGCCAGCCACCUGGUACCUCCUCUCGUCCCCUCCGCAGGGACAUGCACUGGUGUCUUCUGGUGAGGUCUCAGCUUUGGUUUUACGGGCGUGCAAUGCUCUCGGUGAGCACCGUGUGAGAGAGGGCAAGGUGCAAGCGGUGUGCCCACUGCUGCGGCAGAAGGUGCCGGUCGUGGUUCUUCUGACUUCCUGGGGAGUUAUUUCCAUCGUUUGCCGCAGGCAGGCAGAACAGAGGCAGCAAGGGACGCUACAGGGGCAGGAUGAUGCUGUGCUCGCCUCUCGUCGGCUGGAGCGUUUGGAUGACCAUCCUCCACCAGUGAAAAGGGAUGGAUGUGGGCACACAGUGAUGUACCAAGACAGCGGGACCCUGGCAUCCAAGAACUAUCCUGGGACAUACCCAAACUACACUCUUUGUGAAAAGAAAAUCCAAGUGCCUCCGGGAAAACGCCUGAUCUUAAAAAUUGGAGACCUGGAUAUUGAAUCACAGAAAUGCGAAUCCAGCUACCUUACCAUCCAGAGCUCUUCAACAUUGCAUGGGCCGUACUGCGGUAACGUGAUGCCCGUCCCCAAAGAAAUCAUUCUGGAUAGCAAUGAAGCGACUAUUCACUUUGAGAGUGGAUCCCACGUGUCAGGCCGAGGCUUUCUGUUGUCCUAUGCCAGCAGUGAUCACCCAGAUCUCAUCACAUGUUUGGAACGAGCAAACCACUACACCAAGGCGGAAUACAGCAGGUACUGUCCUGCCGGCUGCAGAGACAUAGCAGGUGACAUUUCUGGGGAUAUCGGAGAAGGAUACAGGGAUUCCUCGCUGCUGUGCAAGUCGGCGAUACACGCAGGAGUCAUCGCGGACGAGCUGGGCGGUCAGAUCAGCGUCACCCAGCAGAAGGGCAUCAGCCGAUACGAAGGCGGUGUCGCCAACGGCAUCCCCUCACAAGAUGGUUCGCUGUCAGAUAAGCGGUUUAUAUUUACUUCAAAUGGCUGCAACAAAUCGCUCAGUCUGGAAGAGGGAUUCCUCUCCAAGAGCCAGGUUACUGCAUCUUCCUUCUGGGAGGAGACCAACGAAUUUGGGCAACUAUUCCAGUGGUCUCCCGACAAGGCUUGGCUUCAAGUCCCAGGAUUGGCUUGGGCCUCUAACCACAGCAGCAAUCGGGAAUGGCUGGAGAUAGACCUGGGAGAGAAGAAGAGAAUAACAGGAAUUAAGACCACCGGUUCUGGAUCCACAACGCUGAAUUUCAACUUUUACGUAAAGACCUUUACAAUGAACUACAAAAACAGCAACUCGAAAUGGAGAACGUACAAAGGGAUUCUGAGCAAUGAAGAAAAGGUAAGGGAAG